GCAUAUUUGGUUGAAAGUGACAUUCAACCAUCGGAACAAGAUGUACCGUUAGAAGAUUUUUUCUGGACAGGUUCAGGUGAUGGGCCUUUGUAUGUCAAACCAAACCCACCACAUGACCAUAAGCAUCCAAAUUCAUUUGUUCGUACUGCGACGAUCUUGGCAACGGUUUACAUUGAUGGAAAUUAUGAAUCUGAUGUCGACCCUCUUUGUGUGUUUGAUUGCGAUAAGAAUUCAGAUGAGAGAAAAGUUGUGGAAUCUUUUGAAAGAAUUCCAGUAACUGAUCGAAGAUAUUGGCUUUUGACUGUCGUAGCAGGAAUUUUGAGUCCACAAGAUUUUCCAAUUCUUGAAGAGAAACUAGCGAAGCUUUAUCGAAUUGCAUUUCUACGUCAACAAGCUAAACAUUUGGGAAUUGCAAAUGGAUUUCAUUCAGACACAAAUCAAACUGAUCCCGAUCAUGUUACUAGGAAUAAAAGAUUUGUCAAUAAGUUUAUUGAACCAACAAAUACUUCCUUCAAUGGAUCGCAUGUUACAUUUAAAAGAUUUGAAAUAAAUCGACAUGUUUAUGAACGUCAAGUCAGUAAAAUGAGAAAGCAACGACGAUCUACAAAAUGGCUUACAGAUUCAAACAAUUCAAAACUUCCACUUCAAAUUCUUCUUAAAGAUGUUGCGAAAAAUCAAAAUCGAACAUUUGUCUCAAAUCAAAACUUUAUGCAAAAAGUUUUCGUAAUGAUUCACAAACUAGAGAAAGGGAAUGAGAUUGACACUGAAAAGAACACGCAACAUGAUGAUAAUCUCAAUCAAACAGAGAUUGUGUAUUCGGUAAGCGUGGGUGGAAAGCCCGUGUUGGCUGCAACAGCUGCUGAAGAUAUGAAACUUAUCGAUAUGGAUGAAGUUAUAAAAAUCAUGGAAAAUGAUGUUUUUCUCAAAGCUGAACCUUAUCUUAAAGAUCCGCAAGCGACACCACUCAGCCCAUCAUACAUGAAUUCAUCAAGUACUGUUUCCACUUACAUCAAUCAAAAUCCUAUUUUAAUUGGACUUUUAUCAUUGGCGUUGAUUCUUUUAAUACUUUUAAUCAUAACUUUAUUAUUUUAUGGACAUUCGAAAAGAAAAUUAAUUGCCGAGUCUAAACGACAACAAGCAACACAAGCACUCGUUCAGAAGAUCAACGUUGAUGAUGAAAUUCGAACAUUGUGUUCAGACUCGGUUGAUGUUGUUAGUGGUGUUGAUAACUUUGCAUUUGACAAGGAAUAUGAGGGCGGUGAUAAAAAGAAACCUCCAGUUUUACAUUUCCCAUUGCCACCUGCAAAUCGUCCAUCAUCAAGCAGCAGCACAACUUCAGAUUCUUCAUUUUAUUAUCCCAAAAGAAAAUACAAAUUAAACAACAUUUUAAAUCUUUUCAAUGAAAAUAAUGAAAAUGUUAAUGAUGACCUCGAAACAAUUUACACAAAAGUUCAAAGUGCUUCAAAGUCCUCUAAAAGUCAUUCGAAAUCAAAUCGACGGAAAUAUCGUUCAAGUAAUCGAGUCAGUUCAGUGGAAAAUGUUGACGUUCACACAUAUCAUGGAGAACGAAAUGCUUUCAAUGAUGAAUCGUUUAAAGAUGGUCAAGUUGAAGAUGAAUUAAAAGCACGAAAGGAACAUGAAAGUGGAAAAUAUUCAACAGCAGAAGCGAUCAACAAAGAAUUGAUUCAAAGGAAAGCAAGAGUUGCAUCAGCUGAUAGCAACAGCAUUGGAUCAUUUCUUUCAAUGGUUUCAGUCAGAAGUUUUCCAAAAUGCACAGUUCCUGAGCCUCUUUCACGUGUUCUUGAACCAGUAAGUGUCACUCAUUUAGAUCAUUCGGAUGGUGAUUACGAAAAUUUCAAGAAUUACAGAACGAUGGAGUCGAAUGAUUUUGAUGAGGUUGAAAUUGGACAAGAAGUUCCAAUUCACAGUGAUGGAGCUGAUCCUGGAAUUGUCGGUCCCGUGGUGUGGGAAAUGCAUAAGAAAGGCUUAGAUCAAUCAAUGAAUCUUCUGAACAGUCCACUGCGUAAUCCACAUCAGACACAAAGCAGAUUUGAAGGACUGUUACAAGGUGCAAUGAAACUUUACGGAAGUUCAAGCUAUUCCAAUUGUCAUUCAGCAUUACAUAAAGAAGAGUCUCAACAAAUGCCGGGUGCAAUAAAAACGAGAGACAUGCGAGGGAAGUCAGCAGCAACGAUAAGAUUGACAUCACGAACAUUCGGUCUUUUAUCUCGAUCGGAUCUUCAGGAGACACGUCCAAUGACUGCUGGUCCAACAGUCAGUCAACAAGCACAACAAAUUCCUUCUAUUAAAGCUUGGACAUCUGGAAGUGGAUCGCAACUUGUCCGGCCACUCAGUGCAGGAGUUUAUCAUAAGCCAAAUUUAUCGAUAGCCGUCGAAGAAUUAGAGAAUUCUCAAUUAAAACAGACAACAAGUGCAAGUCCUAUCCUUGAUGCUAUUCAAAAUGAAUUGAAAAGAUUUAGCAACGAGGAAAAAUAA
This is a messenger RNA of Clunio marinus, 2496 nucleotides long. Lineage: Eukaryota; Metazoa; Arthropoda; Insecta; Diptera; Chironomidae. The record is from the annotation of a GenBank genome assembly.